Messenger RNA from Linum trigynum, 3927 nucleotides. NCBI's taxonomy places the organism in Eukaryota, Viridiplantae, Streptophyta, Magnoliopsida, Malpighiales, Linaceae. The record is from the annotation of a GenBank genome assembly.
CAACUUGAGAGCAAACGAAAAAAAUCAGGGUUAUCUCCAAUAUGCGAAUAGACUCAAUCAAAGUAAUAAGGCGCAAAAUUAGACACUCCUUAUCUAUUAGGGGUCGUUUGGAUGGAACAUUCGUAAAACGAGACAAUUUGAAGGGGUAAAAUACCUUGGGUACCACUUAAGUUUGAGAAUUGGGGCAGACAUACCACUUAAGUUUGAAUAGGGCGUCGGGUACCACUGAACUCUAUUAUUUGUGCACCCGGUACCACUUAAUUUUAAUGUUAGAUGCAUUCCGUUAAAGUUAACAGAAUAUUCUUGGAAUAUUUUGUUUUCUAAAUUUCUUAAUCAGUCCUUCUACUUUUCUUAUUGUAAAGAAUCAUUUUGACUUAUGAAAACAUCAAUUUUCAUGAUUUAGUUGGUAUAUUCUUUUGAAUACUUGAUACCAAAUUGAUUUGUGAAUAGAAAAUUUAGAAUCAACUAUCAUUAUAAGUAUUUUUAAUUAUCAUUAUGUUUUCUAAUAAUUGAAUUAUUCUCUAAAGCAAAUAUAUCCUAUGAAUUCUAUUUAGUUGGAAUCCUCUUUUGAAGACUUUGAAACCAAAUCAAUUUUUGAAUAAGAAAUGUAGAAUCAAUUAUCAUUAUAAGUAUUUUCAAUUACCAUUAUAAAUUAUAAUAAUUGAAUAAUUUGAUGAAGCAAAUAUAUACUAUGAAUUCUAUAUCGAUAUAAAUAAUAUGAGAAUGUUAUAUUUAAUUCUCGUACAUCAUGCUGGUGUUGUAUAAUUUUCUAUGUUAAAUAUCCUUGUAAUUUUCUAAUAUUAUAUUUUAGAUGUUCCAUAUUAAUUAAAUUUACUAAUUCUAAUUCUCUUCCUAUAGUUGUAUUUUUUUUCAUAUUUGUUACGGAAUGUUGUAAAUUUUAUUUAUUUAUUACUUGGUUACUUUCGUUCUCUUUUCGUUCUAAAUUUUCUUCAAUUACUGGAAUAUGUUUAAUUCUUUCUGACUCGAUUCCAUUUAUCCUUCUUUGGUAUUGAUGUAUUAAUGAUCGACUAGGUUCUAUUUUAAUUAUAUUUAAUAGUAUUUCUAAUUGGAUUAGCGAUUUAAAUAGAUCUUCUAAUAUUGAUUUUAAAUAUUUAUUAUUAUAUUAUAUAUAUUUAUUCUUCUUCUUGGUAUUUGUUUAUUAUUUUUACUAAUUUAUCUAUUUUAUUGUGAAUUUUGAUUAGUCAUUUAAGUAAUAUUAUGUUUAUAAUGUUUUUUAAUUUCUAUAUUAGAUAAAAACUUGUUGAAAUAUAGUUUUGGAUGUUUUUAAAAGUUUUGGGUACCAAAAAGUAAUUAAAAUUUUGGGUUGGAUGGAAAACUAGACGGAUGCACAUUUUGGCGACUUUAAUGGUACCCGACGCCCUAUUCAAACUUAAGUGGUAUGUCUACCCCAAUUCUUAAACUUAAGUGGUACCCAAGAUAUUUUACCCCAAUUUGAAGCAAAUGUUCCAUUUUAGAAAAUGAGACAAUUCUAUGAGAAAUUUGUUUAAAAUUGCCUUGUUUGGAUGGUUAUUUGACAUGAGACAAUUGGAAUGAGGCAUUUUGUGAAAAUACACUUUUGACCUCAUGUUUUUACCCUCUUUCUCCAUCUCUCUUGCUCUCUUUGUUUCCAGCGGCGACAAAGUUGAUGAAAUCUGGAGAACUAUUGGAGAAACUUCGGUCGUUGCAAGUCAAUCGAACUCUCCUCUCUGCUCCCGGAAACCGAUCAUUUUCCCAAUGGAUUUGUUCUUUUCAUCUCUCUACCUUCGCCCGAGAUUUCCACUCGAACUCGACUAUAGCAGUAACAUCGAGAUCCUCAUUAUUAGAAUCUCGACAGAGACGGGCACAAAUGAAAUUGGGCGUUCUGAGCAAAGACGGCUGGAUUUCAAGUCGCCAGCUGCAAUUCGAAGGAUUGAGACUUCUCAUCUCUUGAAUCGGAGGCUGGACUGCCGGUGAGUAACUCCAAUAAAUCUCGCCAUAGUUUGAGACUUGCGAAAAUGGAGCCAAUCGACCCAUUGAUUAAACACAUGCAUCAAGAUCCCUUUGCAUGGAGUCAAACAACCCACUAACUGGUCCCCGAGAACCUGUUGCGUUGCGCCUACGACGAUGGUUGGGCAGCGGCAAUCUCUCUGCAAAUCCGGCAACAUAGUUUCUCUAAUCCUCCCUUUGUCCGCCGGCGACCAUCAUGAUUCUUCUUCCCUCUAUCUGCCAUACAUAGACGAGAAAGAGAAGAGAAGAGUAAUGGCAGAUUGUAGUUGCAGAGAAAGGACAGGGAAGAAGAGAGUGGAAAGGUUCGUAAUUGCAGAGAAAUAGAAAGAAAUAGAAAAAGGAAAGAGAAGAAGAGAGAAGUGGUUUGUCUCUAAAGAGAGAGGGUUAGAAAUGGAAGGAGGGGAUAAAAAACGCGUCAAUUGAAAUUCCCUCCCCCCACCCCAAGUAUUUUCAAUUGAACCCUAACGAAACAAUUGUGAUUUCCCCACCCAAGAUUGCUCCAUUUUUAUUUUCUGCAGCCAAAUGGGUCAAUUUGGCCUAAUUGUCUCAAAAUGAGCCAAUUGAGCACAAUUGAUCCAUCACAAUGUUCCAUCCAAACGACCCCUUAGUUCCAGUAGGUUGAAUAAAGAAGCGACCUAUUUCAAACAAUCAAUCAAUGAUUCCUCGUUUUAAGAUAGAAAUAGGUUGUGAUAGUUGCAAAAACCAUAAACCUAAAGAUCCAUUAGCCACCACUCUCCGUUGUACAACCAAAUUUCUAUCUCAAGAGGCAUAUAUUCAACCAAAAAUUCAAUUUCUAAUCCUCCUUCUACAACUUCAGUUAUUGAUGAACUCCAUUCUAUUCGCCAUGAAUUGAUAUCGGAGUUGAAAUCUUCUACUCGCCCAGCUUAAAAUCCCAACAAUAAAACCGUAGUGCCAAGAGAUAUCUGAAGAUUGAUUUUCAAUGACAGUCUUGUACUGGGAAGUGAAAGGCGCAAACUAUUGCACGAUGGAUGAAAUUUCGGAGGAAGUUAGAAAGAGAAAAGAACAAAGAUAAAAAAAAACAAAAAAUUUAAAUUUAAAUUGAAAAAUGCAAGGAUAGAACACGUAGUUGCAUAAUUAGUUUCUUCCAUGUUAGCCAAUUACCCUUUUACCUUUAGCAAAAAUUAAGGAGAGAGCGGGAAUUUAAAAUUGAGAAAUCUCUACUAUGAAAAUAGAAGUAUCAAUCUCGAUAAAAAUACAUACGGUAGACUUAGUGAGCUUGCUAAUUAUGAUUAAAAAGUCCUCUGAUUUUCAGAGGUUAACUGUCUAUUUUUUGUAUAAAAAAGGAUGCAAUAAAUUUGUUUAGUGUAAUUGGUUGUUAUUGUUAUCUUUGUUUGAAGAGACCCGGGUUCAAAUCUUGAUAUUGCUAUUUUUAUAUGAAAUAAAUAAUAAAUGUGUAAAGACAAAAAUGACCUUCCUACUUUUACUCUCGUUGCAGGAAAUUUGAAAUAGAGAAAAGUACACAAAACUCUACCAUAUAUUAAUGGAGGAUUUGCAUUUGGUUAAUUUUAUGCACUCUUUCUAUAUAUUUAUACAUUUUUUGUACUGGUCCAAUUAACUCAAUUGUCAAUUGGGUCCUCAUAAUAUUCACUUUAGUAAGCCCUAGCUACUAGAUUUGCAUAAAAAUGUAGGAUCUUUAUCUCUUAGCCGCAUGAUUCUCAAUCAAAACCUACAUGCUUUGCAUCUUUUUUCCAAGAAUAAGUGGAAACCAGAAAAGUUGUGAAUGAAACACACAAUAAGUAAUCCAUUAACUCACGAGUAAGUUUCGUAUGCAUUGCUAGACUUGCUUUCCUAGUCCACCAAGUCAACAAAGAUGAAACACUAUGAGUAGGAACGUUUUCCAUUGCACUAAUAAAACCAUCAUUCAUAGCCCCAUCUAUCUUCUUUUUGGUCAAAAAGCUUGAAUAAAGUGACUGUUAUAUC